GCGUCUCUUCACGCCUCUAGCUGUGAACAGGUGCUGCUGGGGAUGGGCCCUGACGGCCACACCGCCUCCCUCUUCCCGGCGCAUGCGGUGCUCUGCGAGACGGGGCGCGCGGUCACGUACGUGGACGACUCGCCAAAGCCGCCGGCCUGUCGCGUGACGCUCACUCUGCCCGCCAUCAACGCCGCGCGGCUCGCCCUCUUCGUGGUCACGGGCGGGAGCAAGGCGAGUGCCGUGCGC
Emiliania huxleyi CCMP1516 is the source of this 237-nucleotide messenger RNA. RefSeq lists its product as hypothetical. The annotation marks the transcript as partial. The transcript has a single exon. Lineage: Eukaryota; Haptophyta; Isochrysidales; Noelaerhabdaceae. Gene Ontology annotation, biological process: carbohydrate metabolic process. The record is from RefSeq and is a predicted model, not a curated record.